GAAAAUGUCUACAAUAUGGACGAAACGGGUGUCAUGCUAAGCAUGCUAGGUUCCGUAAAAGUGCUAAUAGGUAAAGACGACUUGCGAGACUAUAGAGGUACGGGUAUUAAGCGAACGAUGGUAAUAGCUAUUAAGUGUAUUAGCGCUAAUAGUAGGGCGCUGCUACCGCUAAUCAUCUAG
Zymoseptoria tritici IPO323 is the source of this 180-nucleotide messenger RNA. RefSeq lists its product as uncharacterized. The record is from RefSeq and is a predicted model, not a curated record. The transcript has a single exon. NCBI's taxonomy places the organism in Eukaryota, Fungi, Ascomycota, Dothideomycetes, Mycosphaerellales, Mycosphaerellaceae. The annotation marks the transcript as partial.